CGGGGUCGGACGCUUAAGUUUCUGCAACAUCAUUGUUUUUGAACUGUUUAAAGAUCGCCUUUUGGACAAAGUGUUGUGCGUGAAUGCAAAAAAAAACCACAGCCACGACCAAACAGUCUGUUGAGUGGUGACAAUAAAUGGGUUAGUCUUAUAAAAAACAAGUGCAUCUUCGUUUUGUCUCUAAUCGGACAGUCUUUGGUGGGUCAGUACCCGGAGCCGGUAAAUAGUUCUAUAUGGUGAAGAGCUAUAAAAGCAAACAAUUUUUACAUGGUCCUUCGAGCCAGAACCUGGACUUGCCAGAGAGAUAGAAGAUGUCACAACAUUCAGAGGAUGAGCCAAUUGUGCGCGUCAGGAGGCAGACAGUCCUUCCCGCACGUUACGAUGAGUAUGAUCUCACUGGAUUCACCCUCCCUAAGCCUGUUACACAACCCAUGUCACCACUCAUCCAUUCAACCAGACUGGCUGAAGGCGACGAAGCAGAGGAAGGCGCAACUGGCUUUACUCCAUUGUUACCAGGUUAUGAAGUAGACAGUCCGCUACAGUGGUCUGGCGACGAGCAUGAAUCUGCAUCAGACAUCAUAAGGAGAGAGAAUAAGGAUCUCCGCAUAGCCCUGCAAAUAAUACAGCAGGAAAGAAACACAUUCCAGAACGCAAAUAACCAAUACGUAAAGGAGCUUUCUCAGCUCAAGCAACAGAUAAAGCAGCUACAAAUUCAGAUGGAUCAACAAUGUCCAGGAAAUCAGCCACCUUCACCUGUUGCCCCUCCAAGGCAGCAUAGCUCCAGUCAUCCUAUACCUGCACCACGUGUCCAGCCACAGGCACGUUCUGUGGAAAUGAGUAUCAAACCUGUACCAGCUCAACGCCACAGACUACAAAUGGAGCAUCAGACUGAGAACAAGUUUCGAAGCCCAAAUCCAGUAUCCACCCCCCUUACCAAACUGAGCUCCUCCUACCAUUAUAUGCCAUAAACGGGUCAGAGAUCUGACGUGCACUAUUCCCAUAGACAGGACAUUUCCAAUUCGCCAUAUAGGGACUCUCAAGACACUGCCAGGCAUCCACAAAUACUAUGCCGGUCACUUACUCCGUCACC
This is a messenger RNA of Cyprinus carpio (common carp), 1090 nucleotides long. RefSeq lists its product as uncharacterized. The record is from RefSeq and is a predicted model, not a curated record. Bases 312 to 968 code for a protein of 218 amino acids. The transcript is spliced from 2 exons. Lineage: Eukaryota; Metazoa; Chordata; Actinopteri; Cypriniformes; Cyprinidae.